AUUUGUAAACUUCUCUACACAGAGACCUGGUGUGCUGCGUCUCUGAGUGAAUCAGCCUGUGAGCCGUUUAUUAAACAGAACUCUGUCAGAACAAGUAUGAACAUGGAAGUGAAGGCAGCAUGAGAGGACGCGUUUAGAAAGGCUGAAAAAAAGAAGAAGACAGAUUAACACACAGGAAGUAGGAAGUGUGAUCUGCGAUAUCUCCACUUUGUGUGUGUGUGUUUGAGUGUGUAUCAAUGUGUGUAGUGUGUGUGUGUUCUGUGGAGUUGUAUGUGUGAAAAGAAACACUGACCUGUGUUAUGAGUGAAGGACAAUGUCUCUGAAACUACCUCGCAACUGGGACUUCAGCACCUUCAAGGCUGAGACAGCUCGCAUAGCUCGAUCCAAGAGUGUGAUACCUGGAGAGGGCAGCCCUGGCCAGGGCUCACCGCGCUCCUCCAGGUCCAUGGAGAGACCUCUGAAGGCCGGCUGGCUCAAGAAACAGCAGAGGUCUUUGGUGAAGAACUGGCAGCAGCGUUACUUUGUGCUGAGAGGAAGCACGCUGACCUACCACAAAGAUGACAAGGAGACCACCGUCCAGGGAGUCAUUCAGCUGCGGUUCAGUAAAGUCAAUGAACUACCUUUAAACUCAGAAGAACCGGGGAAGUACCUCUUUGAGAUUGUACCACGUACAACAGGAGACAGAGAGCGAUGUCCCUACGUGUUCAUGACAAGCUCCCAGAGCGACAUGGAGGAGUGGGUCCGGACCCUGCGCAGGGUCAUAGGAGUACCAGCAAGUGGAGUUUUUGGAAAGGGUCUGAAGGACACAGUAACAUAUGAGCAGCGGUUCGGGCCUCACUUGGUGCCCAUCCUGGUGCAGAAGUGUGUGGAGUUCAUCAAAGAGCAUGGUCUGGAUGAGGAGGGCAUCUUCCGCCUCCCGGGUCAAGACAAUGCUGUCAAACAAUUCAGAGACGCCUUUGAUGCUGGAGAGAGGCCCUCCUUCCCCAGUGACACAGAUGUCCACACGGUUGCGUCACUGCUCAAACUUUACUUGCGUGAGCUGCCGGAGCCGGUGGUGCCCUGGACUCAGUACCAGGACUUCCUGGACUGCACCAUGAUGCUGGAUUCCAACAACACAGAGGGUUGGGAGAAGUUUGAGAAGCAAAUCGCUAUUCUCCCCAGAAUGAACUACAACCUGCUCGGCUAUGUCUGUAGGUUUCUGUUUGAGGUGCAGCUUCACUCCAAAGUGAAUAAGAUGAAUGUGGAGAACUUGGCCACAGUGAUGGGGAUCAACCUGCUGAAACCUCAGAUAGAAGACCCCAUCACUGUGAUGAAGGCGACUCCCCAGAUCCAGAAGCUGAUGACAGUGAUGAUCAGACAGCAUGAGAAGUUGUUUCCUCUCUCUGAAGACGUGCUUCCCUCCUCUCCCUCAAACAAGGCUGAGAGCCAAAAGAACACUCCCCGGAGCUUCGUGGGCUGGGAGUCUGCAGAGAUGGGUGAUGCAUCUCUCUCUGAGUCUCCAGAAGAGGAGGAAGACAACGACAGUCCAGUACCAGACAGAGGACGCUGCAGCCCCCGAAACGCACGUCAGGAGACUCUCUCACCCACGACAGAUGACUGGUCUGGAAGCCCCCGCAAACGCACUCAGACCCUCCCCACCUUCAACUGUCCCCUCACUGGGAUGGCAGCCAAAGCUGAUGCCCUCAACAGAUGGAGUCGCAUCCAGGAGAGUGUGGAUGAGAACAGCGGGACAUUAUCAGAGGACAUUUUUAAGAUAUUGGACCAGCGCUCAGGUUCAUUGUUUGGGAGGCCUCAGUUUAGCAAUAAGGAGGGAGAGGAUAGACUAACAGUCAGAAGAGGAAGUGACAACACGGGUUCUUCGACUGCUGGCUCCCAGAAACCUGAUGCUGACCACAGGCCUACUCCUGUGCUGUCUCGUCAGAAGAGUGUAGGGAACAUGAUAGAGAGCGUCUCGGUUCAGCAGGUCAACAUCAAGUCUGAGCAGAAGAAAAACAGCCAGCAGCCUGGGGACAGUCUACAGCACGAGAACAAGGAGCUGAAGGCCACAGUAGCAGAGCUCCAGUCUGCUCUAGAGGCAGAACGCCGCCAUGUGGCCGCUCUGGAGAUCUGCCUGAAAAAUGCUGAGCGCAGCCGAGAUGAGGCUCAGAAACGCAACGAGGAGCUGCAAAGAGACAUUCAGCAGUUCCUCACCAAGGAGCCACAAGCCCCCACCUAAAGCCAUGCUCAGAUCCACUAGAAUAUAGAGUUUUGACUUCAUUACACCCAACAGAAAGUAAUAUGGUCCCUCAUUGGGGCACAGGGUCCUUUCCAUUUGAGUUAUGAUUGAUCCUCAAGAUAAAUGAUUGGCUCAUUUAUUUGUCCCUGGAAGAAAGUGUGAAGACAGGAUCUGAUAGUCUGAAUUAUCAGUGUGCUAAUUAAAGGCUUUAAACUGUUCGACCCUCCCUGCAGAAGGAUUCACGUUCCUGCACAUGAACUGUCCUGGCGUACACCUGAAGCUGUUACACAGGACAUGCAGGAAAAGGAACACCAUGAUUGUUAUAUAAAUGAUUUACAAAGAGGGCAUUUUGCAACCAGAAAAUGCAAGAAAUGAUUUUGUGAUACAGAGCUAUAAAAAGCAUAAUCUGCUUUUCUGAGGUCAGCUGGACUGAACAUGUAGAUGGUGGACAGAAAAUAUGAUGUUUCAUAUAUGAAGUAAAUUGUCCUGGAUGUUUAAUGUGAUGGUAAAUUAACAAAACUGUAGAAAUUUACGUUUUUUUAUUCAGGCAUUGAAUAAUGUUUCACCAUAUACAGAAAAUGUAAACUUUAUGUGAAGUGAAAUAGUUCAAGACUUUUUUGCUCGAAUUAGAAUAUCAUAACUCAUGGAAAUCAGAAAUCCAGUAACUGGAAUGAUUCGAGUUUUUCCUCAAAUAAAAAAUAAAAAGAUCUAACAUUUAAAACGCAAAA
This is a messenger RNA of Notolabrus celidotus (New Zealand spotty), 2943 nucleotides long. It is a transcript of the gene arhgap25, whose product is annotated as Rho GTPase activating protein 25. The transcript is spliced from 11 exons. Gene Ontology annotation, biological process: negative regulation of small GTPase mediated signal transduction; signal transduction; phagocytosis, engulfment. Gene Ontology annotation, cellular component: phagocytic cup. The record is from RefSeq and is a predicted model, not a curated record. Lineage: Eukaryota; Metazoa; Chordata; Actinopteri; Labriformes; Labridae. Bases 314 to 2215 code for a protein of 633 amino acids. Gene Ontology annotation, molecular function: GTPase activator activity.